GUCCCGCCGUCGGAGGAGGAACUUGUCGCUCAGCGCGCACUUCCUCGGCCGCUAUGGUGAGCGGGGAGCCGGAGCUGGGAGAGAAGCGGACCGGGUACCGAGCCGAGCCCGACCUGCUGCAAGAGGCGAAGCCCGAGCCGGCGGACGCCGAGACGCCCAACGGGUCGGCGCCGGGGUCGGUGCCGGAGGUGCGCCUGACGCGGCGGCGCUGGGCAAUCGUCUUCCUCUUCAGCGCCUAUUCGUUCUGCAACGCUUUCCAGUGGAUCCAGUACGGCAGCAUCAGCGUCGUCUUCGCGCGCUUCUACGGCGUGACCCCUUUCGCCAUCGACUGGCUCUCCAUGUGCUACAUGAUCGUCUACAUCCCGCUGCUCUUCCCGGUCGCCUGGCUGCUCGACAAGAAGGGGCUGCGCCUCAUCGCCCUGGUGGGCUCCGCUCUCAACUGCGUGGGCGCCUGGGUGAAGACGGGCAGCACCAAGCCAAACCUCUUCCCCGUCACCGUCCUGGGACAGGUCGUCUGCUCGCUGGCCCAAGUCUUCAUCCUGGGCAUGCCGUCCCACAUCGCUUCCGUCUGGUUUGGGUCCCGGGAGGUCUCCAGUGCCUGCUCCAUCGCUGUCUUUGGUAACCAGCUUGGCAUUGCAGUGGGUUUCCUCCUGCCUCCAGUUCUGGUUCCCGAUGUGGAAGAGGAGGAGAAGCUGGCCUAUCAUAUUAGCAUCAUGUUUUUUAUGACUGCAGCUGUGGCGACAGCACUCUUCAUCUUAGUAGCUUUUGUGUUCAAGGAAAAGCCUGCACAUCCUCCGAGCCGGGCCCAAGCCUUGAUCCACACAGCAUCACCUGAGGAAUAUUCCUAUCUGCAAUCUAUUGUCCGUCUGUUUCGCAAUGUCAACUUUGUGCUUCUAAUAGUCAGUUAUGGCUUAAACACAGGCUGCUUCUAUGCUCUCUCGACCCUACUCACCCGCAUGGUGAUCAGCCACUAUAAGGAUGAGCAGCUGAACGCUGGUCGAAUUGGCCUCACCAUUGUCGUGGCUGGCAUGGUUGGAGCUUUGAUCACUGGCCUCUGGUUGGACAGAACCAAAACAUACAAGCAGACAACUCUGUUGGUUUACAUCAUGUCAUUUGUGGGCAUGGUGGUUUUCACGUUUACUCUGGACCUAGGCCAUAUCUGGGUGGUUUUUGUGACAGCAGGUGUGCUGGGUUUCUUCAUGACUGGGUACCUACCACUGGGCUUUGAAUUUGCGGCAGAACUGACAUACCCAGAAUCGGAAGGGACCUCAUCGGGCCUCCUUAAUGUAGCUGCACAGAUAUUUGGAAUAAUUUUCACCAUUAGCCAAGCACAGAUCUUUGAACAUUUUGGAACUCGAGCAGGAAACCUCUUCCUCUGCAGCUUCCUGUUUGUCGGCACUGUUAUAACUGCUUUCAUAAAAGCAGAUCUCCGGAGACAGCAGGCCAACCUGCGCGAUGAACAGACUAGACUCCAGGGCAGUAACUGUCAGAUAAUGAAUUAUGGACAUUGUACCUUAAUUCCAUCAUUUCCCAUCCCUGAUCAGUAAUUCUCAGACUAAGGUAGGAGAAUCAUACUAACCUGCUUAUACAACUCUUUCUGUGAGAUGGCACUGGCACCAAACCAAUGGCAUGUUGCAGGGCCAAAAUGUGUAGAGAAAGGGCUUGGUGUGGGGAAAAGCACACUCACUGGAUCCAGCAUGCUGGAUUCGGCCUAUGAUGCAAAUUUGAUCACCCACCAAGCAAUUGUCAAAGGGAAUGUUAAGUCCUCCAGUUAGAACAGCCACUGGAUUGGUGCCUUUUUGUGUAAAAUAACUAUUGCAAUUCUCAAAGCACUUUGCUUUGCAACGUUAAUUCUAUGCUUUUUCCUGAAGAGACCUUCAUGUUGCCGCUAAGUACGUGCUUGAAUAUGCUUCAUCUGACUAUCUAUCUUUCCUUAAAGCUUACCUUCCCCUUGUUGAAAAUGUAUGCUCACAUAUUUAUUGCUCACCAUUCUCAAGUUUGUUGGUGAAGAGGCAAUCACUGGAUGCAGUAAUGAAUUUCUUAAUGCUGGGCUGAAUUCUGAAGCAGUCAAGAACGGGUUAAAACAUGGUGGGAAGGGGGCUGGCUGCAGAAAAGUGCUAGAUUUACAAUUAUUUAAAAAAUCUAUCCAUGGCAUUUGAGGGGGUUAUAUAUAUGUGCAAGCUCACUGUAGAGUAGCGAGCAAUCGAUAUGUGAACAUUGAUGCAUCUUUCAAGGUGCCAUUCAUGUGCAAAGGACAUCCUGAGAUGAAAACAUGCUGCCCUACCACGACUUUUAGCGUUGCUGCUUGCAAAAUGUAACAUGUUUACAUACCGGCUAUCUUAAGCCAUUAUUGUGCCUGAUCCAUUACUUGCAGGAUGAAAUGAUGUUUUGAUUGUUUCAAAGACUCUGAAAUCCUUCAGGUAUAUUGCUGACUCAAUACACAGGCACCAUACCUGACAUUAGUAAUGGUAAAUCAGGACAAACAAGAUGCAAGAUUGGAAAUGUAUGAAUGCGUUUCUGCUUAUCGUUCCCAAUCUCCCAUUUGGUAUCCAGCACUUGGGGCUUUUCCCAGGCCACAUCACCUCGUUGGCUACACCCCUCACUGGACCUAUUCUGCACCAUCUCCAGUUCUUCUGCUUGGCUGGCAUACCUUCAGCUGUAACAAGGUUUCUUGCUUACCUGGAGGGAGGAGUUGUAUGUACAGAAACCUCUUAACAUGUGUGUGGCUGGAGUGUGGCCUACUAUAGGAAGAUAAGAGUUGCCUUGCCAACCUCUUUCAUGUGCCCCCUGGAAGGUUAUCCAAGAGAGCAGAGCCGGCCCAGCAAUGAGGCAGGGUGAAGCGUCUCAGGUGGUGGUGGAAGCGCAAAAGGAUGGCUUUCUGUUUCACAGGCCAUCUUCCACCAUGUCCCGGAAGACAUUGGGAAAAGUGCCUCAAACCAGCACUGUGCCGCUGUAUGAGGAAUCAAAAUUCUAAUGGUGGGAGAUUGAGGACCAGCUGGCGCCACCACCAACCUCCAUUCUCGUCUUUGACAUCUGUACCUCCCACUACACUUGGUGUAGCCCAGCACCUGAGGACAAUCUAGGAAGCUGCUGCUGGAAAGGAAUGCACAGGACUUGAGUCACCCUCACCUGAGCCAGCUCCUCUGUCCUGGUGGCGUGUCCUGGUGUCCUUUCUGCCAAGGGACCAAAGGCAGCAGUUGCUCAGCGGAAGAUAGCUUGUCUUGGCCAUUGCAGCCAAAUCACUGAAUCCAGCGUUUCUUCCAUUGCAUGGAUUGAGAGAGACCAUUUGUUAAUCCUGUUAUGUGUCCAGCAGACCUACUGAAUGGGAUAUGAAAUGGAUCCAGAGGAAGAUCCUUGCUCCUCAGGGAGAACAAGAAAGCACUUGCUCUGUGAGCAGCCCAAACUGAAGCGCAACUCAUGAUUUGCCACUGGGGAAAGACCUUACUAGGAAGCUUUCUCCCCUUCAAAACUUCCUGUUGGUAGACUAUAUUUUAGUAAAUCAAGCCCCAAGAAGAUUCUUUUUAAAGUAACGGACGAUAGUUUUGAAAUGAGAAUGCUCUCUUAUUACCCAAAUUAUGGCAAUACUCCAGAAAUGUUAUGAGGAAAAUAGUUUUUAAAGAAUAUUUGAAAAGGACAGCCUGUCAUAGGUUGCUUCCACGCUACAGCUUUUUAGUAUUAUUUGAGAUACUGCUUUUCCACAAACUGACUGGAAGCAGCAAUAAAACAGAGGUUCCAAAUAGACCUCUGUAACAUUUAUUCACAAGUAAGUCCUAUUCAGUAAAAAGCCCCUACAAUGUUAAUUAAAAGUUGACUCUUCCUGGAGGAGGGGUGCAUACAUUUAAUUACUGGUUCCCUUUUAUCAUUUUAUUCUUCUAUAAUUAUAUAACACUGUUUUCAAAGAAAGAGAAAAAAACGAUGUAAGGAAAGCAGUAACUAAAGCCCCUGAACAUAAGCUAACCAAAAAGUAUAACGUAUCACUAAUUGUCCCAGCAGUGCUGGACAAGAAGCAAUUAAACUUUGAGGAAACUUUCAUCAAAGGCGUAGGAAGUCUUAAAAGCCUUGAUAAUGUUUUGCCAGCACACACACAGGACAAGCAGUAACUGCAAUUGCAUUUUAUUGCAAGAGGCAGGAAAAAUGUCAUAAAACAGGUCUGGAAAAAACACAGGACGACAACACAGGAAACACUGGAAAUGCAACAAUUUGGCAACAAAUUACCAAAUUUGUUAAGGAUGGCUGUUUCAGAGAAACAGGCCAUUGUUGGAAGCAAUCACAGUAUGCAGUGGCUAGCUUUGUGGUUUAUGGAAAUUAUUUAAACCAGAUAUAUUUCAUGGAAAUUCACCUUUGAUCAGGGGAGGAAAAGUGCAGUUUAAUUUAUGGACAGAAGAUGAACCUUGUGUAUUUUGAAAUGGUUAUGAGUUGAACCAUACAGAAAUCCCCCACCAACCCCCAUGCAUACCACGAUCAUCUGAGACUGAGAAGUGCCAUUUCCAAAUUAGAGUGCAAUUUCCCUUCAUUUUGAAGGCAUCAAGUUCUACCGAAUACCUGUACAACUCUUACUUUCAUUGUUUGUUCAGAUUGUGUUGUAUAGUGUCUGUUGCCAAUGUAUUGGGAAUUUGGGCUUGGUUUAUGAGCUCUUUGACUAGGAUGUGUCCUGCUAUUAUUUGGAAAGCACUGUGUAACUAUAAAAAAUGUAUUUUUGUGUACAUUAGCUACAUAGUGCUACCUCAAAUACUGUUCUAAAACCAAUGAGCAUUUGAUGGUUUUAGAGCAAAUGCACAACACUCUGCUCCCCACCCCCAUAGCACUUCUAAAUUGGACAAGUAUCCUUAUAAUUUAAUCUCAUUCACAACAAGGCCCCCAAACUCCUCUGGGAGAGCCAAGGCAGUCCCAGGUUGAAAUUUCUGCUUGGCCAUGAAGCCUAAUUCAUGACCUUGGGUCCUCCAUUCUCUGUUAAGUCCAAUCUACCUCUCAGGGUUGCUGUUGUGAGGAUAAAACAGGGAAGAGCAUAUCAUGGAGCUCCUUGGAGGGUUGGAUACAAAUAAAAUAAAUGCGAUGAAACUGA
Messenger RNA from Podarcis raffonei (Aeolian wall lizard), 5062 nucleotides. RefSeq names its product FLVCR heme transporter 2 (gene FLVCR2). Gene Ontology annotation, biological process: heme export; transmembrane transport. The record is from RefSeq and is a predicted model, not a curated record. The transcript has 12 exons. Gene Ontology annotation, molecular function: heme binding; heme transmembrane transporter activity. Bases 54 to 1547 code for a protein of 497 amino acids. Gene Ontology annotation, cellular component: membrane. NCBI's taxonomy places the organism in Eukaryota, Metazoa, Chordata, Lepidosauria, Squamata, Lacertidae.